This is a messenger RNA of Triplophysa rosa, 1414 nucleotides long. It is a transcript of the gene cops5, whose product is annotated as COP9 signalosome subunit 5. Bases 218 to 1219 code for a protein of 333 amino acids. The record is from RefSeq and is a predicted model, not a curated record. Gene Ontology annotation, cellular component: COP9 signalosome; cytoplasm. Gene Ontology annotation, molecular function: metallopeptidase activity; deNEDDylase activity; protein binding. Gene Ontology annotation, biological process: protein deneddylation. Lineage: Eukaryota; Metazoa; Chordata; Actinopteri; Cypriniformes; Nemacheilidae. The transcript has 8 exons.
UGUUUGUUGUUGCUGACUUCACUCAGGUUUGCGCGUUGCUCCGCAAAAGGAUCCAGCCGGAGCUUUGUUAACUUUAAUUAAAUGCUGCGUUUACAUGUUUAGAUAAACUUUUGAAGAUUAUAUAUAAUUGUUAAGUAUUUUAAUGAUCAUAAUUUGCAGGCGGCGCGUACAAACAUUUCAUUUUUAAUAAAUCUGGACCUCACAACUGACUCGAGCCAUGGCUGGCAGUAGCAUAGCGAUGAAGACAUGGGAGCUGUCAAACAGCAUGCAGGAAGUUCAAAGUAUUGAUGAAAUAUACAAAUAUGACAAAAAACAACAACAAGAGAUUCUGGCUGCCAAACCUUGGACUAAAGACCAUCAUUAUUUUAAAUACUGCAAAUUAUCGGCGUUGGCACUGUUGAAGAUGGUGAUGCAUGCCAGAUCGGGAGGAAAUCUGGAAGUGAUGGGACUUAUGUUGGGGAAAGUGGACGGAGAAACGAUGAUCAUCAUGGACAGUUUUGCUCUGCCCGUGGAAGGCACUGAAACUCGAGUUAAUGCUCAAGCUGCAGCCUAUGAAUACAUGGCUGCCUAUAUAGAGAAUGCCAAACAGGUGGGCCGGUUGGAGAAUGCCAUAGGAUGGUACCACAGUCACCCAGGAUACGGCUGCUGGCUCUCGGGCAUAGAUGUCAGCACUCAAAUGCUUAACCAGCAGUUUCAAGAGCCGUUUGUCGCAGUUGUCAUUGAUCCCACGAGGACUAUAUCUGCGGGAAAGGUCAAUCUUGGAGCUUUCAGAACAUAUCCGAAGGGUUACAAGCCACCAGACGAGGGUCCGUCUGAAUACCAGACGAUACCACUUAACAAGAUUGAGGAUUUUGGAGUGCAUUGCAAACAGUACUAUGCGUUAGAAGUGUCUUAUUUUAAAUCUUCACUGGACCGCAAACUUCUAGAGCUCCUCUGGAAUAAAUAUUGGGUCAACACUUUAAGCUCCUCCAGCCUACUAACAAAUGCAGACUACACCACUGGACAGGUGUUUGAUCUGUCUGAGAAGCUGGAACAGGCAGAAGCUCAGCUGGGAAGAGGCAGUUUCAUGCUGGGCUUAGACACACAUGAUAGGAAAUCUGAGGAUAAACUAGCCAAGGCAACACGAGACAGCUGCAAAACAACCAUUGAGGCGAUUCAUGGUUUAAUGUCCCAGGUUAUCAAAGAUAAACUCUUCAAUCAAGUGAACACAUCUAACUAAACUUGAGAGGAACUGAUGUAGGAUGACCUUAUGUUGUGUUUGCUUAUUUACGUAACAUAUUCUCUUCAAUAUGGUUCUGUUUUGAAAGACAAAGUAAUUCGUCUGUAGGAAUCUAUUCAUGCAAUGUUCAGCCAAUGUUUGCAUCACUUGUCAUAUGUUGUAAAACAAUAAAUCGUGUUCACGUUCAUUAGUUAA